GCUUGACAGGGAUAACAGUAGCAGAAAGGCUAACAGACAGACUCCUAUAGAUUAUAAUCGGGUUUGAAUUAAGUAGGAAGAUAAAAUGUUUGGUUAUGGCCGGAGUAAUUUUACCUGGAAUGGGACUCUCAAAGAAUUGCAGGGCACCUAUCAUUCAUCUGUCUGCAAAGAGGGACGCCGUUCCAGAAUGACUGACUCUUCCAACUCGUCCAGCGGCUUGGAGGUCCUGCUGUCAGCCCUGGAGAAUGCUGGGGACGUGGAAAGCACACUGAAAAUUCUCAGUGUUCUAGAUGAACUUUUGUCAGCUGGCACAGAUCGUCGCAUCUACUACAUGAUCAGUAAAGGGGGAAGCGAGGCUCUACUUACUGCACUGGUCAAUACGGCUCGCUGCUUUAAUCCCAACUACACCAUACUACUGCCACUGUUGCACCUGCUGGCCAAAGUGGGAUACAGAGACCGCCGAAUUGGAAUGAAAGCAGAAGAUGCUGGUGCUGUUGUGCUAACUUUAAAUCUGCUUAAACAAAACCUCAAAAAUGCCAAAAGAGCUGCCGCCUGCCUCUGGGUUAUUCAAGUGUUUGCUUCUUCAGUUUCUACUGCAAACCUGAUUGGAGAACACUGUGGACUAGAUGUCAUAUAUCGCCUCAUCCCACACUAUACCACUAAGAACCUUCAUACUAUCAAGGCAGCCAUUAAUGCUUUUGCGGCUGUGCUCUGCACAAAGGCUAACGUCUGCCUGGUGGUAUCUAAGGGCUACAUCUCUGGACUAUUGCGGCUUUAUGAGGACUGGCACUGCAAGGAUACUCAUCACGUUGCCAUAGCAAUCCGCCAUGCGCUGCUGCGUUGCCUUCAUAAGGUCACUUACAGUACUGCAGGCAGAGAGGCAUUCUUUUCACUCGGAGGCCUCCGCCUUAUUUACCAAACAACACAGACAUGUUUGAUGAACAAAGCUCUCUCCUCUCUCGUGGAGCCUUCAGUUCAGCUCAUGAGAAAAUGUCUACCUAAAACCCGCCUUCCUCUGACCUCAGAUCUGUCUGCAUACUCCUUUCCAAUACCGGGACGACCCCACUCUGACCUUCAUGUCAACAUGGCAUUCAGUGACAGCUGUGGGGACAGCGAUGAAGAGGAACCUGAAAAAAAUCAGGAGACUGAACACAAUAACUAUGAUGACGAUUUGGAGACUGACCAGAGCAAACUACGCCAUCGGCCUGAGCCGGACAGACCUAAAGAAGCCCUGGCACAGUACAACGUUUUUUGCCCUGAGCUCUACCAUGAUUUUCAGGAGCUAGAUUUGGGUUCAGAAACAGAGAGAAGUUCACCAGCAUCUUCAUCAGAUGAUGAAGAUGAGCUCUGUUACAGCUCUUCACCUCAUGGCUCUCAAAGAAAUGGGAGUGAUCCUUUCCAAAGGAAAUACCCUAAAGGUGUUGCACAGUCAGAUUCUCGCAAUUUUCACAUUCGGUCCACUGUCCUUGGCACCAGUCCUAGUUUUAGAGCUAUACCAAAAGAAACAAGGGGAGACCACUUUUUGCAGCAAAAUGACCAUGGUCACAAUGAUGAGGAGGAGACAGGAGAUGAGAGCUGCCAUCAGACCAUCAUAGAUCGAUUACUUGAGAGAAAUGCCUCAUGUAUCCCUCACCACGAUCCCAAACUGUACCGCUCUGCCGCCUCAAAAACUAAGUCCAUCCCUGACUUCAACAUCCUGGGCUUUCCUGACUUCUGGGGUCACCUUCCACCCAAAGGACACGAACCUAUGGCUCCACGUAAACCCAAUGUGCAGAGGCAAAAAGUGUUGAAGGAUGUCGAGCGCUUCCUGAAUAAAGAUGACAUCAUCAACAAGGUUAUUUUUGAUGUGGAGGACAGCAGUCUGCAGUGCCCUUCUGACAGCACAGAGUCUCUCAGGUUCUUUUCCAAGUUUGAAUGCGGAAACCUCCGGAAAGCUGUUCAGGUCCGCAGAUAUGAAUAUGAUCUGAUUCUGAAUGCAGACGUGAACUGCUCUCAGCACACUCAGUGGUUUUACUUUGAGGUCAGUAACAUGGAGCCAAAUGUGCCCUACUGCUUCAACAUCAUCAACUGUGAAAAGACCAACAGCCAGUUCAACUACGGCAUGCAGCCAGUCCUGUACUCUGUGAGAGAGGCUCUAGAAGGUCGACCUCACUGGGUCCGAACUGGAACCGAAAUCUGCUACUACAGAAACCACUUUUGUCCUGUGCGAGGCAGAAUGAUGGCCACCUUUUAUACACUGACAUUUAGCAUCACCUUCAAACACAGUGAUGACGUCUGCUAUCUGGCCUACCACUAUCCAUACUCCUACUCUGCACUGAAGGCCCAUCUUAAAGUGCUGCAAAAGUCAGUAGAUCCUGCCAAAGUGUUUUUCCGGCAGCAGACUCUGUGCGGGUCUUUGGCAGAAAACUCCUGUCCACUGGUCACUAUCACUGCCUGUCCGGCCAGUCGAGGUUGGAAGGAUCUACAUCAGUUACGUAAUCGCAUCUACAUUGUGCUCACUGGCAGAGUCCAUCCUGGUGAGUCCAAUGCCAGUUGGGUUAUGAAAGGCACACUGGAGUUUCUCUGCAGCAAUGACCCGGUAGCCCAGAGUUUAAGGGAAACUUUUGUCUUUAAGAUCAUCCCAAUGUUGAACCCUGAUGGAGUCAUCAAUGGCACACAUCGCUGUAAUCUGAACAGUGAGGAUCUGAACCGACAGUGGUCUAAACCAGACCCGGUCCUCAGUCCAACCAUCUACCACACUAAGGGAUUUCUCUAUUAUCUCAACAGCAUAGGAAGGACACCUCUGGUGUACUGCGACUACCACGGUCACUCAAGGAAGAAGAAUGUGUUUUUGUAUGGCUGCAGUGUGAAGGAAACGCUGUGGCAGUCUGCAGUGGACACUGUGGGUGUGAAGGAGGACCCCGGCUACAGGACCAUUCCAAAGACCUUGGACCGUAUAGCACCUGCAUUUUCAUUCAACAGCUGCAACUACCUGGUGGAGAAAUCUCGUUCAGCCACGGCCAGAGUGGUGGUUUGGAGGGAAAUUGGUGUCCUCAGGAGUUACACCAUGGAGAGCACCUACAAUGGCUGUGACCAGGGAAUAUACAAGGGCUUACAGAUGGGAACCAGAGAGCUGCUGGAGACGGGGCUCAAGUUCUGCCACAGUUUGCUGUCAGUUUCCAAAGAUGUGAAGACCCUCUACAGCAGGAGGCUCAUCAACCACAUAGACUUGGACCAUAAUACUCUAGACCACACGUCCAAUGACUGUUUUGAAGACGAUGAGCCUCCAUGUGUUGAGGAAAUUGAAUAUUCCAAAGACUGUCCUGCUCUAAAAGGAGCUGACCUGGACUCAGAUGUCAACAACAACAUGGCAUGCUGUGAUGAAGACGAGGAGUGUGAAGGAGAGCAGCAGAGGAACAGUUUCAGCCAAUCCAGCAUGAAGAGCAGACUCUAUCACCUCAUCUCACAGACCUCCAUCGGGACUGAGUGAACACAGGACAGUUCAUACGUGGGCUUCAAAAGUUCACUCAUUGUAGUUUAAUCAUGGGUUGGACUAGGCUAAUUGCAUUAUGUUAGAAUAUAAUUCACAGAAAUGAAUCAUAUUUUGAAUUGUUAUGUGAGUAUGCAAAUCUAGAAAACUGGCACUACUUUAUCCAUGUUUACAUAAGAGGCUUUUACAGGUGCUAGUGUGAACGUCUUAUAAUUCAGUUUGUGUGGUCUGCCAAGUAAAAAAAAACAGAUUAAUUACUAACAUAAAAUGUUGUAAAUACUUUAGAGUUUAAAAGUGUGUAGAAUACUCUUGUAAAUAAUACCAUUUCUGUCUUGUGCGGUGCAUGUGGUUCAGUUUGAAUUUAAACAAAGUUAAAAUAACGUGUAGUCUGUACUCAGAUGUUAUCAGACUGUGUUUGGUGAAUGUAACUAAAUAAUGUGUGAUGAUAUAAAUACUGAUAUAUGUGCUUCUGUAGCACCCACUCAAACCUACUACCUAAUGCAAAUACACAUUUUCUCGCCAAAAUUUUCAGUCUGCCCAUCCAAAUUCAGCAGGCCAGGCCUGAUUCCUGCCACUGUUUUUAUGCUAUUUGUGUGAGUGACUUAAAUAAUUAAACUGUUAAGAAUGCUUGCACCCCGCUUUUACCAGCCAAUGCUAUUGAAAAUAAUAUAUAAAACAAAAUACUAGCCGUCCUCCCUCAGAGGGGUAGGUCAGACAUUUUGUGUGUUUGAAAAAUGUUUGUAUAGAAAUAUGUUAACGCCCGUAGCCCCUGAAGACCUAUCUGUGUAGAGCAGAGUAAACAUGGUAGUGUUGGAGCAGUUCUCUUGUUACAAUAGCAGUUAAUUAGCCCAGUCAGGAGGGAGCGCUAUUGAUCGCCUCUGUUAAUUGGACGUUUAACUGUCCAAUCCCAGAGGCCUGUUCAGCACAGCUAUGGUUUCAGUUUGUGUGAGAGUGUGAGGGACGAGAGAAACCACAGGAAACAGAGCUGCUUCUGCCUCAUCACAAAUGUACACUGUGACUUUGUUCACAUCUUUGAUAUCCCAUAUAGCGACAACACAAUGUGAUUUUUCUUGAUAUCAGCUAAACAAUAGUAGCCUAAAAUGGGAGAAUAAUUAUACCCUGAUGUGGCUUAUAGUUAUUAUUCAGCCAGGCCUCUUUGAUUUUGGAAUAGCUGUAGCAUGUGGCUCUUGUCCAAAAUACAAAAUAUGUAUUUAUUAAGAAACAUUUAAUACUGUCUUUAGGCCUUAGUUUUCGGCAUCACAUUUCGUGGUGUGCAGAGCCCAUCAAACAGAGGCACAGAGACCACUCCUCUGAGGCCAAGUUUCUGAUAUCAGGUUUUUACCAAAACAAAAUAUGAAACUGGAGCAUGUGGUAAAUGUGUACUAUGAUUUGUGAUGAGUGAAUAAUUUAGUAGUCUGAAAGCCUCUGGUCCUACGGUAAGGCCUAUUGCCCAGGGGCACAGUGACUCAUGUAAAGGUAAUCCAGCCUAAGCCAGAACCAAGGCACAGAUAUUGAUAUGUAGUCAGACUUCGCAAGGUUAUCAACUUCUCUGCUAAUAUGCAAUGCAUCUGUUUACAUAGGUGCACUUUUUAAAUAAUCCAAAUUUGCCCUGAAAUGCGUACAGUGUAUGUAUUUAUCACAUUUUUAUUUUGUAAAAAGUGGAAACAUGUUGUAAGAACUCAGAAAAUAUUUCAGAUAGGUCUACUGUACAUUUUGUUGUUUUUUGUUUGUUUGUUUGUUUGUUUUUUCCAGAUCUUGAGAUACUGAAUGCAUUCAUGAAUAUAAUUUCAUUCAGAAAAAUGCCAGUACAAUUUAAUUACUAAACGUUUAUGCAGUGAAAAGGAACAGUUAGUCUGGUUGACAAGACUAAUGUGGCUGCUGUACUAUACCUCUAGCGCUUACACAGCCUGACAGCAGUCCAGCCUGACUGCAGAGUCACAGAGCACGUGUACACUGAAUAAUAACAGUUAUAGUAAAAUGGAUAUGUCUGAAUGAAACACUAGAAACCACAAAUUGAGUUGAGUAUUGAAAAGCCAUCUGAGUGCGAUGAGGCAGAGGCUUUUCCAGACACAGAGGAGAACAUGAUACUGGGGCAAAAAUUGGCUUCACCACUGCAUGUCAAUAAAUGAGAAUAUUGUGGAAACUUUUAUUUCAGUACUUCAGUGAAUAAAUAGUCUCCAAGAUAUUGAAAUAGAGAAAUGUUGAUCGUUCA
Messenger RNA from Periophthalmus magnuspinnatus, 5681 nucleotides. RefSeq names its product cytosolic carboxypeptidase 4. Lineage: Eukaryota; Metazoa; Chordata; Actinopteri; Gobiiformes; Gobiidae. Gene Ontology annotation, biological process: C-terminal protein deglutamylation; proteolysis; protein side chain deglutamylation. The transcript is spliced from 27 exons. Bases 86 to 3469 code for a protein of 1127 amino acids. The record is from RefSeq and is a predicted model, not a curated record. Gene Ontology annotation, molecular function: metallocarboxypeptidase activity; zinc ion binding.